This is a messenger RNA of Aureobasidium musti, 3180 nucleotides long. Lineage: Eukaryota; Fungi; Ascomycota; Dothideomycetes; Dothideales; Saccotheciaceae. The record is from the annotation of a GenBank genome assembly.
AUGUCGAGCACCAAAUCAUCACGACCGACGAGUACCUCUAGCAGCUUGAUGCAAGAAGUGGUCAAUUCUCUACCUGGCGGAUAUCCGGAAUCGAUACAACCACCCACGUCAAACCAACAGUCACUUUCGCAAGCGGUAUACAGCAGAAGAUCUGAAUACACGCGACCGAAGGAUAUCAAAAUCAAGGUUGGCACUUGGAAUGCUGCAGCUUACAAAGGUGCUGAGAAGGAUAUUGCUUGGUUUAUUGAUGGAAAAGGGAUUUCCGAGGGAUUGACUGACCUUACCGUAUCUGACAAUUCUGAAUCGCAAGACGAUGCGAUAGCGGAACACCGAAGCUCGCUGGACGAUCGCGAAGGCGUGGAAGACCAAGAAGCCCGCUAUGCGAGAAAGAAGGCCACACUGCCAGAAAACGAUCCUAGUCUACUCCCAGGUGGUAACGACAUCGGACUCUACCUUCUCGGACUUCAGGAGAUUGUGGAUGUCAACUCUGCUGCCGAGGCCCUAAGGCCGUAUACGGAUCCUUCAGUGGCACAGAAAUGGAAGAGCGAGAUGGAAGCACAUCUUCCUAGAGGCUACAAGUUUGUUGCAGAACAACAACUGAUAGGCAUGUUAUUGCUCAUAUAUGCCUCAGAGGAUGUGGCUGCGGAUAUCAAGUCUGUGAGCACGACCAGUGUUGGUACAGGUCUCAUGGGAUAUAUGGGCAACAAGGGUGCUGUAACAGCUCGGAUUGUCCUCGGAGAAACCACUCGCCUUGUUUUCAUCAAUGCACACCUUGCUGCUGGUACAGAUAAAGGUGCUGUCGAACGCAGGAAUUGGGACUAUUCGCAAGUCAUGAGCCGCACCAAGUUCGAGCCUAUCCAGGAUUCUAUGGGCCUCUCGCAAAACAUUGGCGAAGGUAUCGAUGAUGCCGAUUUUGCUUUCUUCGUUGGCGACCUCAACUACAGACUUGAAGGUAUUCCUGGUGAAGACGUGCGUCGCUUGUUGAUGCUUCACACCGGCAAUGAGUACGACUUGUCAAAGAAGCAGGGCAAGAAAGUCGACAAGGAGAUUGCACAGAAUCGAGCGUCUAUCGAAAGUCGGAGGGAGAACAGGAUGUCGACCGACUCUGGAGUUUCUCAAGUCUCUACUGUCAGGUCACGCGACGACCAAGACAGCAGAGAAGAGGACGACUUGGAUCCAGAGGAUGUGCUCGACCCGGCUAGUGACCCUGCAUCGCUGCAUACCACACUGUUGUCUUUGUUGCCACACGACGAGUUACAUCAACAACAAAAGGCGAGAAAUGCCUUUCAAGGCUGGCAAGAAGGACCAAUCACGUUCUUACCGACUUACAAGUAUGAUGCUGGAAGCGUUGGCGUCUUUGAUUCUAGUGAGAAAAGACGUGCACCCAGUUGGUGUGAUCGCAUUUUAUGGCGCACGAGACGCGACAUGCUUGCCUACGAGAGUCAGGUUGCCGAAGAAGAAGAUGCCAGAAAGAAGGAUGAAGAGAUGAAGAACAAUGGUCUAGCCGAAGCAGGCAAGGACGAAGAAAUGCUAUACGAUUACGAUCCCGACGAAGAUGCCGAGGAAGCUGGCUCAUACGACGAGGCAUACGAGGACGCUCCGGAAGGAACAGUCAUUACGAAAGAAGGCUUCGCCGAUGAGAUCAGUCUGGAAGCAUAUGUGGCGCACCAACGAGUCUUGUCUUCCGACCACAAGCCACUGGAUGCAGUGUUUUCAUUCAAGUAUGAUGCUGUCGUGCCGGAACUGAAAUCGAAAAUUCACCAGGAGGUCGCGCGGGAAUUGGACAGAGCAGAGAAUGAGGGUCGACCAAAUGUGACAGUCGUGGCCGACCGUCCACAUUCUAACGAAGAAGGCGUUUCUGACGAUGAUCCACUCAAAUUCGAAGGUGUAUGGUUUGGCCAAGUCAGAUAUGCCAUGCACAAGCAUCGAAGUCUCACCAUAGCCAACACGGGUCAAGUUCCUGCAACCGUCUACUUCAUUGACAGACCAGUAGGUCCCGGCCAACAUCCAGGUCUUUGCCCUAAUUGGGUAUCUCUCAAGAUCGAUGACGGCUCCGGAAGGCUGUCUUCUGAUAUGGGCAAACGCACACUAGAGCCUGGUCAAGCCUUCAAUGUCGAGCUGGAGCUGCGCAUCCUGGAUGUGAGUCUGGCGAGAGCUUUCAACGAAGGCAUCAAGUCUCUGGAGGACAUACUCGUCCUCCGCGUCGAGAAUGGUCGUGACCAUUUCAUCCCUCUACGUGGCACAUGGCUGGAAUCAUCACUUGGACAUUCUAUCUCAAAACUCAUCCGUAUUCCAGAAGGCGGAAUCCGCAAAUUGCAGCGACAACGACCGGACAGUGGAAAGAGCAAGUCUGGCAGUGUGUCAUCUGGCUCUGUUUUGGACGAUGACGAGGCAAUACCUGUAAGAUGGUCUGCGCCUCGUGAGCUGUUCAGGCUGACGGAGGUGAUAGAGGAACUGACCAUUCGCGUGACCGCCGAAUGGGACAUGUUGAACGAUACCGCCGCUCGACCUCCCUGGGAGAAGUCUGCUGGAUGGCCAUUCUCAACUGCUUCUUGGACUCUUGAGGAUAAAUCACAACGAACAGAUAUUCUUGCUGAUAUUGGAGAGGCUUUGGACACUGAUUCUGCUUUUGACGCAAACCUCCUGUCGACUCUUACUCAUCUGCAGAAACUAGAGUGUCUUGCUGAGUAUUUGGUGCUCUUCCUCUCAGCCAUGCACGAAGGAGUUGUAACACCACAACUCUGGCAUUCUCUAGACGAAGGCCUCCGCAAACAAGAAAAACUCAAACAAUCCCAACAGGCAAAAGACGAAGAUCUCCGCACUUGGGCUCAAGAGAUCUUGAGUUCGUCUCCUGCCCAUUCGAUUUCUUUUAUCCUUGUUACGUCCAUGUUGGACCGUAUAGCUUCUGAGGUCUUGACCACUAUCCAACAUAACCAUCCUGAGAUACUUGGCAAACCUCCGAGUGCGCCGUUUUGGGAGGGGGUGCCGACUUACCUCAGGAAGAAGAAUUUUCCGAAAGAAGGUAAGGAGGCUUGGAGGUUAGGUAUUCAGAGAGGUGUUGCUGGUGUUUUGGGACCUGUGGUUGUGAAGAGCGAUCAAAGUGCGGAAGGAGGAAAGGAGAAAGAGAGACAAGCGACAGAGGAGAGAAAAGUAAGGUUCUUGGAACUGUUCAUGGGAUGA